Pararge aegeria (speckled wood butterfly) is the source of this 1816-nucleotide messenger RNA. RefSeq names its product glucose dehydrogenase [FAD, quinone]-like. The record is from RefSeq and is a predicted model, not a curated record. Bases 141 to 1634 code for a protein of 497 amino acids. Gene Ontology annotation, molecular function: oxidoreductase activity, acting on CH-OH group of donors; flavin adenine dinucleotide binding. The transcript is spliced from 3 exons. NCBI's taxonomy places the organism in Eukaryota, Metazoa, Arthropoda, Insecta, Lepidoptera, Nymphalidae.
GUCGGGUAAUAUAAGGGAGAAAGGGCAGAAGCGUCCUCUGUACUACAACUAAUAGCAUCUGCUGCAAUCACCGACCGGUCUGCCCAGCGUGGUCAUUAUAGACAACCGUGGCGUGCAUAGAGGAGGCCGGAUGUACGGGCAUGCGUGCUGGACGCUGCGCAUGGCCAAGAGGCAAAGUCGUCGGUGGAUCUUCCGUUUUACAUUCAAUGAUGCAUACCCGGGGCAACAGGAAAGAUUAUGAUCGAUGGGCUGCAAAUGGAAAUCCAGGUUGGAAUUACGAUAAUAUAUUAAAGUAUUUUAAAAAGUCUGAGAAUAUGCAGAUUCCGGAAUUAGCGAAAGAUACAAAGUAUCACUCUACAAAGGGACCGAUGAACAUUCAAGAACCAAACUGGAGAACACCAUUGUCCCGUGCAUUUUUGGAUGCUGGUAUAGAAACAGGUGGCAAAAUAGUUGAUUAUAAUGGGAAGAAACAAAUAGGAUAUUCUUAUAUUCAGUUUACUAUGAAUAACGGAUCUAGAGUAAGCGCAAGUCGCGCGUUCCUUCAUCCGAUCAAAAACCGUAAUAAUUUCUUUCUUGUAAAAAAUACAAUGGCAACCAAAAUUCUCAUCGAUCCUAGGAAGAAGCGAGCAUAUGGUGUACAAUUAAUCAAAGAUGGGAAAAAAUACACAGUAAAGGCAAGACUGGAAGUAAUUCUAUCCGCAGGUGCAAUUAAUUCUCCACAAUUAUUAAUGUUAAGUGGAAUCGGACCAAUGGAACAUUUAAGAAAUAACAAUAUACAGACCUAUAUUAAUUUGCCGGUCGGUUAUAAUCUCCAAGAUCACUGGGCACUCGGAGGUCUCACUUUUCUAAUAAACACAACUGACUCAUUGAGAUUUGAAAGCAUUGCUACUACAGAUAAUGUUAUUCAAUAUUUUUGUCAUCAUACUGGUCCUUUAACGGCUCCAACUGGCACAGAAGCGAUAGCCUUUAUCGACACAAAAGACCCACGUAACUCAGUUGGCUAUCCAGAUUUAGAGUUACUAUUUGUAGCCGGUUCAAUAGUAUCGCAGCCAGCAUAUAAACAUGCUUUUUCUAUUGAUGAACAUUUGUAUGACGCGGUCUACAAGCCUAUAAGUAACAUGCAUACUUGGAUGGUAUUUCCCAUGUUGUUACGCCCCCAGUCAAGAGGCCGAAUAACGUUGAAAAACGAAGAUCCUUACGAGAAGCCAUUGAUAUAUGCAAACUAUUUCACUGACGACGGGGGCCACGAUGAGAAAAUAAUGUUAUACGGCAUUAGAAAAAUAAUAGAAUUAUCAAAAACUAAAGCUUUUCAAAGGUUUGGAAGUAAACUACAUAAUAUACCAAUACCGAAAUGUGCUCAUCAUAAAUUUGAUUCGGAUUUGUAUUGGGCAUGCGCAAUGAAGACAAUUACUAAUACCAUAUAUCAUCAGUGUUGCACUGCAAAAAUGGGACCCAGAAGCGACCCAGAAGCUGUCGUAGACCCACGUUUAAAAGUGCAUGGAAUUGCAGGACUUAGAGUAGUAGACGCCAGUAUUAUGCCACAUAUACCUGCUGCACACACUAAUGCACCGACUAUGAUGAUUGCUGAAAAAGCAGCUGACAUGAUAAAGGAAGACUGGGGAAUCCUCAUUUAGAUUUGGGGAAUUAAUAGUUAAAGUAUACUUCGGAACCAGUUAUUAUGAAGCGUAAUAUUCAGGUCGACAUUGACUCGCAAAAUCAUUUUUUUUUCAAUUCAGGAAUGUAAUAUAGACAUAGAUAUAUUUACUUGCAAAUAUAAUAUUGUAUGAUUUUACUUAAAAAGUUGAACGGAUUGGGU